AUGGCCGUCCUCGAAAAGUACGACUGGAUCAUCGCGAUCAUCUCCAUCGCCUUCUGUGCCAGCUCCUUUGGUAACGGCGCCAACGAUGUCGCCAACUCCUAUGCCACCUCCGUGGCCGCCCGCACCCUGACCAUGCCCCAGGUCGGCCUGCUCUCCAUGGUCACGGAAUUCGUCGGCGCCGUCGCCCUGGGUUCGCGCGUCACCAAGACCAUCAAGAACGGAAUCAUCGACAUCAAGCGGUUCGAGGCGACGCCCGCCACCCUCGUCCUGGGCAUGGGCUGUGCGGAGGUCGGCAGUGCCUUUUGGCUGAUCCUCGCAACCGGCCUUGGAUUCCCCGUCUCAACAACGCAGACCGUCGUCGGUGCGUUGAUCGGCGUCGGGUUCGCGUCACAGGCCAACAUCAAAUGGGCGUGGACCAGCGGCUCCGUCUCCCAGGUCGCUGCGUCUUGGGGCAUCGCUCCCGCCAUCGCCGCCGGUUUCUCCGCCCUCAUCUUUGCAACCAUCAAGUACUCGGUGCAUAACCGCACCGACAGCCUGAAAUGGGGCAUGCGCUUGAUCCCCUUCUACCUUGCCCUCACCGCCGCCCUCCUUGCGCUCUUCAUCAUUGUCGAAAUCCCCAACGGCCAGUCCUUUGAGGAGUUCGGUGUGGGCAAGAUGUGUGGAAUCAUCUUCGGCGUCUUCUUCGGCUGCCUGGCCAUCGCCUACACCUUCUUCUUGCCGUACUUCCACCGCCGUUUGAUCAAACAGGACGCCCGUGUCCGCGCCCGCCAUAUUCCCCUCGGUCCCUUGCUGUGGAAGGAUGACCCAUGGCUCUACUGGCCAGCGCCCGCGGACGGAGACGUGGUCAUCGACUAUUAUGAAAGCCCCCAUCAAGCCCAGGCAGACACCCCCGACGACCUCAAAAAGGACGGCAGUGAGUCCGCCGACGCCGCCAACGCCGAAAAGGGUCCCACCCCUCCUGCCUCCAGCGCACUCGCCGCCAAACAGCACCUGGAACCGGAGGAGCGCUUCCUGGCCCCUUACCGACAUCUUCCGCUCUAUCAUCCCCUCCGACUCUGGUCCAUUGUCAAGUUCCUCCUCUUGCAGGGUGUCACCCGCGAUUGUGUCACGCACCAUUCCGAAAGCCUCGCCGCGACGCACGCCCGCGCCGCCGUUUACGACAACAGAGUCGAGCAUCUGUGGACGUAUGCCCAAGUUGCCAGUGCCAUGGUCAUGUCCAUCGCUCACGGCUCCAACGAUGUGGCUAACGCGGUAGGCCCCUGGGUUGCCGCGUACGAGACCUACCGCGUCGGCGCCGUCACCACCAAGACCGACACGCCCAUCUGGAUCCUCGUCAUUGCCGGUUUCCUCCUCGGUGCCGGUUUCUGGUUCUUCGGCUACCACAUCAUCCGUGCCCUUGGUAACCGCAUCACGCAGAUGUCGCCCACUCGUGGCUUCUCCAUGGAAUUGGGAGCUGCCAUCACCGUCCUCCUCGCGUCACGCCUGGGUCUGCCUGUAAGCACCACUCAGUGCUUGACCGGUGCGACUGUCGGAACGGCCCUCAUGAAUUACGACCUCGGUGCGGUCAACUGGCGCCAGCUGCUCUGGAUCUUCAGCGGCUGGGUUAUGACUCUCCCAUGUGCUGGCUUGGUGUCUGGCUUAUUGAUGUUGAUGGCAUUGAACACGCCUCAUUUUUAG
This is a messenger RNA of Uncinocarpus reesii 1704, 1677 nucleotides long. RefSeq lists its product as uncharacterized. The record is from RefSeq and is a predicted model, not a curated record. Lineage: Eukaryota; Fungi; Ascomycota; Eurotiomycetes; Onygenales; Onygenaceae. The transcript has a single exon. Bases 1 to 1677 code for a protein of 558 amino acids. Gene Ontology annotation, cellular component: membrane. Gene Ontology annotation, biological process: phosphate ion transmembrane transport.